This is a messenger RNA of Spinacia oleracea (spinach), 2640 nucleotides long. Its product is annotated as la-related protein 1C. NCBI's taxonomy places the organism in Eukaryota, Viridiplantae, Streptophyta, Magnoliopsida, Caryophyllales, Amaranthaceae. Gene Ontology annotation, molecular function: RNA binding. The record is from RefSeq and is a predicted model, not a curated record. The transcript has 6 exons. The coding region runs from base 270 to 1832 and encodes 520 amino acids.
AAAUAAAAUAGUAAAAAGAGGGAGUAGAGAAGAAGAAGGAGAAGAUCCCUCCCUCUUUGUUCCCGGUCUAGAGAGAGAAACUCAUCUCUUACCUUCGAUUGGAUCCUUUACCCUAAAUUCAAUCGGAAAUCUUUGGAAACUUAUUUUAAACCCUAGUUUUUAACUCUUCUCCAUCCCAAUUUUAUUUCUGGAUUCUAAUUUUUGAUCGCCUGAGUGGAGUGAUUUGCAUAACACAAAAACAAAAAAAAACCCUAAUUUUGGAAAUUUUGAUGGCAGCUACGGCUAACACCAAUCCUUCUCCUCCUCUUUCCCCCGCCUCCGCCGUCGUUGCCGCCGCUGCGACUCCUCAUUCUCUCUCAUCGCCUCGUACCGGGCCGUCUCCAUGGAAUCAGAUCGUUCGAGGUCUGGAAUCCGACCCAACCGGACCUCCGACACCGCCAUCGGCUGCAGGAGAGAUGAUUUGUUCUCCGGUUCCGGAUAUUCCGGCUGAAAACUCCGAGAACGGGGGCAAUGCGGGUGGUAAAAAGCCCGUGUGGAAUAAGAAGCCUUCUAAUGGACCCGUCGAGAAAGGCAAGCCUGGCCCAGUUGUGAUGGGCCCUGCCGAAGCUUGGCCUGCUCUCUCUGAGUCUACCAAAGCUUCUACUAAGCUUUCUGCUUCGGAUUCUUCUAAGAAUCUUCCUGAUGUCGGAUCGGUUUCUUCCCCUCAGGUAUCCGGAACUGAACCGUCAUCAUUGUCCAUAAUAGCACCAAUACAAUCAUUACCGCAACCUUCUCUAGUUUCUCCGAAACUUGCAACUAGUAAUUUGAGCCAUAGCCCUAUGCCAAACCAUGGACGACCAGUACGCCAAAAAUCGAUAAAGCGCGACGGCGGAGGUAACCAACAGGCUAAUGGUGCUUUUACUCAUCAGCUUUCCCCUGCUGCAGAAGAUUUACCUAAUCAUAGUCAUAGUUCUACAAAAUCCACUUCUGACAAUCACCAUGGUCAUCGAGAGCAGGGGUCACGGAAUACUAGUGGGGACCAUCCUCAGACACGUAACUCAUAUAGGAGAGGGAGUGGGUCACAUCAGAAUUAUGGAGGUAGACGCGGUGAUCAGGAUCGUGGGAAUAAUGAUUGGAACCAUCAGAGAAGUUUUAACGGAAGAGAUUCUACUAUGCAACAAAGAGUUUCUCCUAGAGGAUAUGCUAGACCUGUAGCCCCUCCUGUUUCUGCUCCCUUUGUUCAUCCUGCAUCUAUGCGACCUUUUAUGGGCCCUAUGGGGUUGGCUGAUAUGUAUUAUAUUCCUGGUCACAUACCUUUUGUUGCUCCUGUUCCUGGACCUUUGUUCAUGCCUCCUGUUGUGGACGCUCAGUUGCAUACUAAAAUAGUGAAUCAGAUAGAUUAUUACUUCAGCAAUGAAAAUUUAAUCAAAGAUACAUAUCUCCGGCAGAAUAUGGAUGAACAUGGUUGGGUUCCUGUUGCACUAAUAGCAAACUUCAAAAAAGUCAAGGAAUUGACAGAGAACAUUCAGCAAAUAUUGGAUGCUGUUAGGUCUUCUACAGUUGUUGAAGUUCAGGGUGAUAAAAUCAGGAAACGCGAUGAUUGGGUAAAAUGGAUAAUGCCACCUUCUGUUCAGUUUUCACCUGCAUCAGACUCGCUACCUCCCAUGUCUCCAACUAUUGCUACAUUGCCAGCACAUUUCCAAAAUGUUAAAGUUAAUGAGAAGACCAUUGAUCAAAAUCAUCCCAAGGGUCAGAUAGAUGUUAAUGCUGCCACAAUCUUAAGCUCAUCCUCUGGGGUUUCGCAUAACCCGUUACAGACUGUCAUGGAUGGGGAAAGUUCAAAUGGGCGUUGAUCACCUGGAUCCGCUUCAUUGUGUCAACCAACACCAUUAUUGAACGUAGGAAGAGGGAAUGACCUUUGGUGAGUCUAAUCUGUUUGUUCAAAAUUUUAUUAGAGUAUCAAACACUCCGGAAAAUAGUUUUUUAAAAAAGGAAAAAAGUUUGAGAGAUACAACUGAAAAGAUAGACUGCCGAAAAAGAAUCCUAAUCAAAUUUUGGUUUUUUUUUUUUUUUUUUUUUUUUUCUUUUUCUUUCUUGAAAAAUCUUGACCUUGUGGCAGGAGUUUCUUAGUCUUUUUGUUUUGUUUUCGGGUCUGAUAAGGGUGGAAUCAGUUUUGCCUUCUUGUUCUCUGUUGAUUCUGGUGCCUAGUAAUCUUUUUGGGGGAAUUUUGCUUUCAUGUCCCUGCUCUGCCCCUCAGCCUAUUUUUAUCAUAAAUCUUUGGGGCCAUUUGAGAAGUGAAUUGCUGAAAUGUUAUUCCGUUGGUAUAAGUCCUGUAAAUUGCUGAGGAUGACAGAGGUGGUGAGUUGUCUGAAGCUGCUGGUUGCGCAUCACUCCUGGGCUUUUUAUUUUUAUUUUUAAUUUUAAUUUUUUUUCGUGUGUUUGGAACUCUUUUGGCUCCUAUCUAUACUGUGUCAUAUUUAGUUUUAUACUGUGCAGUUCAACACUGCAAAGGAUGCACUCUCUCAUUCUGAGAAAAGUGUUCUAGGUUAGAAUAUGGUAUGUUCAGAAUUUUAUUUGAAAGUAGAUAGUAGUAAACUUAUAAUUUUGGAUGUUAAACUUGAUUGUUAAUUUUUUAUUAUUGAUAAGUAGAUUAGUAGUAAA